GUGAAACACGGAAUGGAAGCAGAUUGAAGUCCCCCAUCUCUAAACCAGGUCGGUUUCUAAAGAAUAGUGUCGCUACUAAGAAAUAUCAAAGAUGGCGGAAUCCUAUGAAUUCCUUCCCAUAUAAAUAUAUCUCAACAUCAUAUGCCCAAACCCAUCCAUUCCAUUCAAAACAUCCCAAUUACUAAAGAGUAAGCAAGCAAUGGCAGGAAGAUCAAGAACCAACGUACCUGCUACUAUCUACAAGGAUUUCCAACCUCUAAUCCAGCGAAAGGAUGAGCAAGGAUCUUAUGUCCUUGUUAUUAAUCUUCCAGGUUUUCCAAAGGAGCAAAUUAACGUAACCUAUGUGGAUUCCACACGCACCAUUAAAGUUGAAGCAGAACGAGCAGUGGAGAAGAACACACGCAGUCGAUUCAGUGAAACUUUCCCUGUCCCUGAAAAUUGUAUCACUCAAAAAAUUCAGGGUUCUUUCAGAAAUGGUGUUCUCACCAUCACCAUGCCCAAACGAACCAUUACUCAGCCGCAGCCGCAGCCGCAGCCCCUCCCUUCUCCACCAAUGCCAACGGCUCAGGCUCAAACUGCUGCUGCUUCAGCCUCCGGCAUUGAAAAACAAAGAGGCCAAAAAGAACCGUCACCUCCACCAAAGACUGUAUCUGAGCCUAAACCACCAAUGGCGACGACGGCUCCUCAGGCUCAAACUGCUGUAACUUCAACCUCCGGUGUUGAAAAACUAAGAGACCAGAAAGUACCGUCUCCUCCACCAAAGGCUGUAGCUGAGCCUAAACCACAAAUGGCGACGGCGGUUCCUCAGGCUCAAACAGCUGUAGCUUCAGACUCCAGUAUUGAAAAACAAAGAGACCAGAAAGUACCGUCACCUCCAAAGGCUGUAACUGAGCCUAAACCACCAAUGGCGACGGCGGCUCCUCAAUCUCAAACUGCUGCAACUUCUCCGCAAAAACAGGCUAAAGGGAAGAAGAAAGUUGAGGCAUUGCCGCCGUUAAAGAAACAAGAAGAAACUCAAAAGAAAGUUUAUCCCAUCGGAGAUAAUACCACAAAGCAAGCCGAAGAAAAAAGUACUGGUGGUAGUGGUCCUACGACGUCGACUACGCCUGGAAUUGUUGAUAAAAAGGGUGAAACCGAAACUAAAGAUGGGUUAAAGGAUUUAGUGAAAGAACAAAAGACUAAAGAUUCCAUGUCGGAAGCCAGUGUUCCGAAGGCUUCGGAGAAGGCUGGCGUCGAAAAGAAGCCGCAAGAGGGCAGCGGUGGGUUGCUGGAGAAAGCCAAGGAGAUGAGGGGUAUGGACAGAAUAAUGAAGAGCGUGAAAAGACUGACCAGUGACGAGGAUGAGGAUCGGCAGUUGCUGAUAAAUAUAGGGGUGUCGGUUUUGGUGAUAGUGGCACUUGGAGCUUACAUUACAUACAGUUAUCGAUCAUCUGGGAAAGCUAAACACUAGUGGUGUUUAAACUUUAAAGGGCAAACCUUAAAUAAUGGCUGAAAGGUGUUAUGAUUAUGAAUAGUAUGAUUUAUAUUUUACUAUCCAUGUGUUUGAGAUAUGUUUUCUAUAUAAUCUUUUAAAUACCAA
This is a messenger RNA of Gossypium arboreum, 1579 nucleotides long. RefSeq names its product inactive protein RESTRICTED TEV MOVEMENT 2-like. The transcript is spliced from 2 exons. Gene Ontology annotation, biological process: response to salt stress; response to hydrogen peroxide; protein folding. Lineage: Eukaryota; Viridiplantae; Streptophyta; Magnoliopsida; Malvales; Malvaceae. The record is from RefSeq and is a predicted model, not a curated record. The coding region runs from base 200 to 1450 and encodes 416 amino acids.